Molecule: messenger RNA, 1205 nt
Organism: Ilex paraguariensis (yerba mate)
Lineage: Eukaryota; Viridiplantae; Streptophyta; Magnoliopsida; Aquifoliales; Aquifoliaceae
Source: the annotation of a GenBank genome assembly
CCAACUGAAUCUCUCUCUCUCUCUCUCUCUCUCUCUCGUGAGAAUCACCACUCCAAGAUGAAGCUCAAGCAGUUAGAAGGUCUCCUUGGCUCUAUUCAACAAUUCUCCAAUCCAAAGAUUGACUUGGAACAAUACCCAACUGGACCCCACAUUGCUUCCCGGAUGCUAUACACCGCGGAGAAUUCAUUUGGGGAUGUGAGCGACAAGGUUGUCGCAGAUUUUGGCUGUGGGUGUGGUACAUUAGGUCUUGCAGCUGGUCUCUUGGGUGCUCAACAUGUUAUUGGGCUCGAUAUUGAUGAUCAGUCUCUGGAGAUUGCAUCAAUAAAUGCAGAUGAUCUUGAGUUAGACAUGAAUUUUGUUCAGUGCGACAUCAAGAACUUCAGAUGGAGAGAUCAAAUUGUUGAUACUGUCAUAAUGAAUCCUCCAUUUGGAACACGGAAAAAAGGAGCUGACAUGGAUUUCCUCUCUGUGGCUUUGAAGGUUGCUUCUCAAGCCGUUUAUUCCUUGCAUAAGACAACAACAAGGGAUCAUGUGAAGAGGACAGCCUUGCGGGAUUACAAUGCUAGCAGUGCUGAAAUUUUAUGUGAGGUAUAUCAUAUUCAGUUAAUUUGUUCAUUUGCAAGUAUUUUUUGUGUUUAUCCCUAUAUUAUUGACAAUAUAUCACGUAUACACUCUAUUCUUUUAUUUUUCAUGGUAAAUUGAUAGCAUUUGAGUUAGCAAGAUUUGGUUGUGCACAUCUUCAUGAAUUUAGCUUAAAGUAUGUAGAGCUGUGAUGUGGUUCCUUAUUUCCUCGAUGCGUUUUCCUAGCUUCGAUUUGAUGUGCCAUGCCUCUACAAAUUUCACAAGAGAAAGGAGGUUGAUAUUGCGGUGGACCUAUGGCGAUUUGUUCCACAAAAUAGUCAAGUAAAACGUCUUUAACAAUGCAUCAUGAAUCAUUCAGUGACUGUAUCAAAGUGAGAGCCUAUACAUGUAAAAGUUUGAGAAUGAGACUCAUCUUCUGUAACAUUUGGAGAAAGCAUCCCUCAGUGCUUCCUUUUAGUUCCCAUAUCUGUAAUGCUGUGUUACCAGGAAGGAACCAUUCAAAUUCACCUAGCAAGUAUCUAAAACAAUACCUUGAGAAAUUAGAUUUUAAUGUUGGCUUGAGUGUUAAAAUGGGAUGGCUAUGUCAAUACCUUUAUACCCAGAAUUUGUUCGACCAAAACACC